Arachis duranensis is the source of this 2193-nucleotide messenger RNA. Its product is annotated as subtilisin-like protease. The record is from RefSeq and is a predicted model, not a curated record. Gene Ontology annotation, biological process: proteolysis. Lineage: Eukaryota; Viridiplantae; Streptophyta; Magnoliopsida; Fabales; Fabaceae. Gene Ontology annotation, molecular function: serine-type endopeptidase activity.
AUGUUAAUCAGCCUUGUGUUCCUACCCUGUUCAACCUUUACCAAUAUUUCCUCAAUUUAUGGACACUAAGAAAACAAAGGCCACCAAAGUGAGUUACGAACCUACAUUGUUCAUGUCAGUAGGCCAGAAAGGAAUAACAAUGGCGUUUCUCUUCAAUCAGAAGAGUUGCAUGGCUGGUACCAAACACUUAUGCCGCAAACCAUUGCAACCUCCAUUCAGGAUCGUAUGGUUUUCUCUUACCGCAAUGUGGUCUCUGGUUUCGCCGUGAAGUUGACACAAGAAGAAGCCAAAGCUUUGGAAGAGAAAGAGGAAGUUGUUUCAGCAAGACCUGAAAGAACCCUCACUCUUCACACAACUCACACUCCAUCUUUCUUGGGUUUGCGUCAGGGACAAGGGUUGUGGAAAGAUUCCAACCUUGGAAGAGGCGUUAUCAUCGGAAUUAUAGACACCGGAAUAUUCAAGUGGAAAGGUCAUUGCGAAUUCACGGGACAAAGAACAUGCAACAACAAGCUCGUUGGUGCAAGAAAUCUUCUCAAGGAAGCUCUUCAAGAGCCUCCUUUUGAAAACUACUUCCACGGAACGCAUACAGCCGCAGAGGCGGCCGGAGCAUUUGUGGAAGACGCCGGAGUUUUUGGCAAUGCCAAGGGAACUGCAGCUGGGAUGGCACCCGGUGCACACGUGGCAAUGUACAAAGUAUGCAAUGACCAAGUCGGGUGCACCGAAAGUGCCAUUCUAGCUGCAAUGGACAUUGCCAUUGAAGACGGCGUAGACGUUCUCUCUUUGUCCCUUGGUUUAGGCUCUCUUCCGUUCUUCGACGACCCAAUUGCGAUCGGCGCCUUUUCAGCCAUCCAAAGCGGGAUUUUCGUCAGUUGCUCGGCCGCUAACAGUGGUCCUGAAUACAGCACUUUGUCAAAUGAAGCUCCAUGGAUUCUCACCGUUGGUGCAAGCACCAUUGAUAGAAAAAUAGCAGCACUAGCAAAGCUUGGAAACGGUGCAAAAUAUCAAGGAGAAACUUUGUUCCAGCCCAGUAACUUUUCGUCAGAACUAUUGCCACUUGUGUAUCCUGGUUUAAAUGGAAACAAUGAAUCUGCUUUCUGCACACCCGGAUCCUUAGAAAACUUUGAUGUCAAAGGAAAGGUUGUGGUUUGCGAUUUAGGUAAGAUUUCAAGUGUUCUCAAAGGACAAGAAGUUCUGAGAGCCGGUGGUGCCGCCGUGAUUCUGACCAGCCCAGAAAUCGUUGGCUACAGCACCCCCACCACCGCUUACCCUCUCCCUGCAGUGCAAGUAGGCUUUGGAGCAAGUUUCGCCAUCAAAUCUUACAUAAACUCAUCAAGCACAGCACAAGCAACGAUCUUGUUUGAAGGAACAAUAAUUGGUGAUUCACUUGCACCAGAAGUUGUUUACUUCUCUUCAAGGGGUCCAAGCCAAGAAAGCCCUGGAAUCUUGAAACCAGACAUAAUUGGACCCGGGGUGAAUAUUCUAGCAGCAUGGGGUGUCUCUGUAGACAACAAAGUACCAUCGUACAAUGUUGUCUCCGGCACUUCAAUGUCAUGCCCUCACCUCAGCGGCAUUGCGGCUUUACUCAAAAGCGCGCAUCCUGAUUGGUCUCCGGCAGCUAUUAAAUCAGCUAUCAUGACGACUGCGGAUACAAAGAACCUCGGAGGCCUACCCAUUGUGGAUCAAAGGCAUUUGAAGGCUGACAUUUUUGCAACGGGUGCAGGACAUGUUAACCCUAAUAGAGCAAAUGAUCCUGGUCUUGUUUAUGAUAUCCACCCUGAUGAUUACAUUCCUUAUCUCUGUGGAUUGAGUUACACGGACAGAGAGAUUGGAAUUCUUGUUCAAAGGAAAGUGGUGUGUGCCAAUGUUAAGGUCAUAGCAGAAGCACAACUCAACUACCCUUCAUUUUCUAUUAUAUUGGGGUCUACUUCACAAUACUACACUAGAACGUUGACCAAUGUUGGACCAGCAAAUUCAACCUAUAGUGUGGAUAUUGAUGUGCCUUUUGGUUUGGGUGUGAGCGUAAACCCUUCUCAGAUAACGUUCAGUGAGUGGAAUCAGAAGGUUACAUAUUCGGUGGAGUUUAUUCCACAAGUGAGAGAAAAUAGAGGAAACCAUAGCUUUGCUCAAGGUGCUCUCACAUGGAUAUCUCAGAAACACACUGUUAGGACCCCCAUUUCUGUUAUUUUCAAGUGA